Priceomyces carsonii is the source of this 1767-nucleotide messenger RNA. RefSeq lists its product as uncharacterized. NCBI's taxonomy places the organism in Eukaryota, Fungi, Ascomycota, Pichiomycetes, Serinales, Debaryomycetaceae. The record is from RefSeq and is a predicted model, not a curated record. The coding region runs from base 1 to 1767 and encodes 588 amino acids. The transcript has a single exon.
AUGGAGCAGAUUCCUGAGGGAUCGGAAGAUCUUCAAGGAGGAAAAACCACUCCUGGAGGCAAAAUUUAUGACAACGGACUUCAAAUGCCUGUGAGUUUUGAAAAGUUGGACUAUAAGCAAUUUCAUGUUGACCAAAAACUGGACCCGAUAUCGGAGGGAAGCUAUCUUGAAGGCCUUUUCAUUCAGCUGCUUAAAAGAGCAAAUUCAGACAUUCUUUUCGAUGCAGUUCUCUCGUUAAGCUGCCAUCAUUUAAGUGAGAACGCAUUUAGCUCCCUUGGCGUUUGCAAGAAUGGUAAAGCUUCAGAUAUCUAUGAACUUAAUCAUUACCUCAAAGAAAGUGCAGCAAAGCACUAUUCUGCUACUAUUUCGAAGCUACUGAGCUCGCUUGAGUCCCCUGAUCAUGAUAUUGUAACUUCGAUUGCUGCAUCAAGUGUCCUACAUAAAGUAGCAAUUUAUGAGGAAACUGAUUUAAAAGAAUCAGCAGUGUUCACCAACGGUAUGAUCAGCAUUUUUGUGGACUUCCUAAUCAGCACCAAUACGUAUUCUAAAGCAGUUAUUUCGGUUGCUAACUUUUUGGUGUUUGCAUAUUGCUCGUUUUAUUUCCCUAGUUAUAAGCCCACAGUGAUAUUGGAGUACUACUCGGUAUUGAAGGAUUUUGAAAGCGCUAUUGCUGGUAUAGAAAAUAGUAGCAUCUUAUAUCAUUUUGAGAAUCUUUCUCGGUUUGCUUAUUCUUUGGUCAUAGCAAUUGAACAAGGGGAACUUGAUCGACCAUUUGCAAUUUUCAGUCUAUUAAGGAAAUGGAUUGCAAUAAUACCGCCCAAAUUGCAUAUUUUAGACAGCAUAAAAGAUCCAUUGGAAAGAUGUCUUUUGUAUUUAUUUAAAACUUUGCUGAAUAUACUUGAUAACGUUUUCCCGAAAGCAAUCUUUUUCUUUUUACAGAAUUUUGAUGGGUUAAAUUCAAUGUUCUGUAAGCAAAACCAAGGAAAAAACCACUCAUGUCCUGACCUUAGGAUUAAAGAAAUCAAUACUUAUUGUAUCAGGGUUUCCUCGUUCUUUGAAAGGCGAUCGAAUUUCCUCGCCAUCUUAUACACUUCGAACAAGAUAUUGAAUAUAUCAGAGCCAAGUUUAUUGGCAGCCAACAUCAACGAAAUUAUGAUCGAAAGAUUCAAAGAGUCAUGUAUCAAGUUUUAUAACUAUUUACACUUUCCAAGGGGAUGUCAAUUAGUUUGCACGAACACUGCGGCCGAGAAUAUUCAAAACACGUUUAACACUGACAUUUUCGAAUACAACAAAGAUCACUAUCACCAUUUUAAAGAUAUGGCAACACAAUAUCGAGCUCUGUUGCCAUUUGCUGAUAAACUUCGUGAUCCUGAACUUUUAUAUGAAGUUUCAAACUUUACUGAUGCAAGCACGGGUGACCUUUUAUUGGAAAAGUCGCAAGCAUUGCAAUCUAGAUUUGAAUUUACACCGUUCUAUUUUUCCUUUCAUAAGUAUACUAUUCAAUCUUACCAGAAUUUGCUAGCCUUCGAUUACCAUUUGCUUUACCAAAAUGGUAGAUUUCCAAGUUUGCAGUCAAGUGAACUUGAUCCAACAACUGGACUUCUCGAUGCGGAUAGAGAUCUCAUGUUAUUAUUCUAUUCUACUGGUAUAAAAGAGAUGCACCAGAAUCUUCAAGCAAGUAUUAUGGAAACCAAAGAUGCCUUGAUAAAAACAUUCGUUGACUAUGAAGAAAUGCGCCGUGUACUCUUCGAUUUACCUGAAUCUUAA